This is a messenger RNA of Cladocopium goreaui, 243 nucleotides long. The record is from the annotation of a GenBank genome assembly. NCBI's taxonomy places the organism in Eukaryota, Dinophyceae, Suessiales, Symbiodiniaceae.
AUGGUGGCCGGGGUUGCUUGGCAGCCCUGUCAGAGGUCAACGAAUGCAACCGCCACCUUUGCACCGGCGGAAGUGGACCCAUCGAUUGCGAAGUUGGACAGUGGGAAGAGUGGGGCCUUUGCAACAAAUGCGAUGGUGAAAGGACUCGAUUCCGCAACAUUUUGCGCGCAGCUCUCAGCCAUACUAGUAGCGUGCACUGGCCAGACCUUGCGAGACCAGUUGCAGCGGUGCUGCUUCUUGUAG